GGAUGUGUGCCCUGUAUACCUGUGUAUAUGGAUGCGUUCCGUUUCACGCAUUGAGCGCAUAGAUCGCCUGAAAAUCUAUAGUUCACGUAACAUAUAUUAUAGAUUUCCAAGCGAUCUAUGCGUGAAACGGAACGCAACUUAUAUCAGCUGAUUGUCAAAAAAGUCACGCGAUAUCGCGAUACGCGAUGUCAAUUGAAUUGUUGUUGAAUUGAACUUUGCUACAUUUCCCUUAAAUUUAUCGAAAUAAUAAAAAGGCUCCUAAAAUGGCGACGAAUUAUAUAUGGGAUGCCGAAAAUGCGGCACCAACAUGCAAUAUCAACGAAACAACACCACUUCUGUCAGAGAGUGGUCAAGCCAGCAUGUCUCAGAAGAUUGGUAUCUCGCAACAAACUUUGGUCUCCACUAAUGGCCAAAAAGCUGAGAAAUUGCCACAAUAUCUGGCAGGCAUAGCAGCGACACUUGGUGCUCUCGCCGCUGGUAUGGUACUAGGUUGGACAUCGCCUGCUGGAGAAAAUGGCAUAAAUCUGGUGCAAAACUACAACAUACCUAUAAGUCCAGACCAAUUCUCCUGGAUAGGAUCGCUCACCACUCUCGGAGCAGGCGCAAUGUGUAUUCCCAUUGGUAUACUGACAGAUCUGAUUGGCAGAAAAACUGCUAUGUUACUCAUGGUGGUCCCUUUCACCAUUGGUUGGCUACUUAUCAUCUUAUCGAAUUCAGUGCUCAUGUUCUACUUUGGUAGAUUUAUUACUGGUGUCAGUAGUGGGGCCUUCUGUGUGGCUGCUCCUCUAUAUACGUCAGAGAUAGCCGAAAGUGAGAUUCGUGGUACACUUGGUUCUUAUUUUCAGUUGAUGCUUACUAUAGGUAUUCUGAUCUCGUAUAUUCUUGGAACUGUUCUGAAAAACAUGAUAACAUUGUCAAUCAUCUCGGGAAUUGUGCCACUAAUCUUCUUCGCAGUAUUCUUCUUCAUGCCCGAGACUCCAGUAUACUACUUAAAGAAAGGAAAUGAAGAAGCUGCCAGGAAAAGCUUGACCAGACUUCGCGGUAAUCAAUAUGACAUCGAAGUCGAAUUGCAGGCGCAUCGCGAGGCACUUGAAGAGGCCAAUCGAAGAAGCGUGUCAUUUGCUGUCAUGAUUAAAUCACGAGCUGUCAAGAAGGGCUUCGUAAUCGCUUAUGGAUUAAUGCUCUUCCAACAAAUGAGUGGUGUAAACUCCAUCAUUUUUUAUUCUUCGGACAUCUUCACCAAAGCUGGAAGCUCUCUACCGCCCGGUGAGGCAUCCAUCAUUGUGGGAGCGGUACAAGUAAUAUCGGUUUUCUUGAGCACUUUAGUCGUUGAUAAAUUGGGCAGAAGGAUAUUACUAUUGGCAUCGAUCGUGGUUAUGUUUUUAAUGACUCUGAUUCUUGGAAUUUAUUUUUAUUGUAUCAAUCACACUACUGCCUUUGAUAAUCUCAAGUGGUUCGCGAUUAUUCCACUAUGCGUUUUUCUUAUAAUGUUUUCCUUCGGUUUUGGCCCGAUUCCAUGGAUGAUGAUGCCAGAAAUUUUCGCGCCAGAAGUGAAGGGAAUCGCUGGAAGCAGCGCUUGCCUAUUUAACUGGCUCGCAGCUUUUGUAGUCACCAAGUUUUAUACACAAAUGGUUGAUGCUGUAGAGCCUUACGGUACUUUCUGGAUAUUCUCUUUGUUCUCCAUUGUUGGUAUUGUAUUCGUUUAUUUCUUGGUCCCAGAAACUAAGGGCAAAACACUGGAUCAAAUUCAAAGGGAAUUGAAUAAUUGAGUUAAAGUUCCUAUUAAAAAUAUAAAUUGUAAAUAUAUACAUAUAUAUAUAUAUAUAUAUAUAUAUAUAUAUAUAUAUAUAUAUACAUAUACAUAUACAUAUAUAAAUUAUGUACAUAUACAUAAGUUACUUAAGCCAAGUAUAUAUUUUAAAUUGAUAAUAUUGUACCAAGCAUGUAUUGUAAUAUGUAUGUUAUUCCAAAUUCUCUAAAUUGCAAUGUUAUAAUGUAUAAUACUGUUCAAUAGCCUCAUUGUUAUUUCAUUAUAUUAUAGUACCAUCUUAAUCCUCACCUAAUGCAUAUCAUCAAAAGUGAUAAAAGAGAAUAAAUAUAUACAUUUUAUUUUCUCAAAUUUUAUUAAAAUCAUUAGUAAAUCACAUCUUGAAGAAACAUAUAAAAUCUGAUAAAUUUCAGCUCUGGGAAAUUUUAAUAUGACUUAUAAAUAUAUUCAUAAUAUAAAAUAUUUUCAUAAUAUUAUUAUUUUAAUUGAUGUCCCGUUCGAGGAGUAAAGAUACUAUCAGUGUACUAAUGAUACUUGAUGAUUUUUGUACAAUAAGACUGAUUCUUUUAUAAACUUUUAUUUUAAUUAUUGUCACUAUCUUUUCAUUAUUAUUAUUUAAUAGAAAUAAAAUUAUCAUUAUAUUUACUUAUUAUAUAUUUUAUUUGCCCACUGCAAAUAAAUUUUGUUAAACAUUAAAAUAUUAAAUUUUUUUGCAUUUUUUGUUGAAUUGUAAAUUAACAUCAAAAGCAUUUCCGUUAUUUUAUCCUUUCAAAAUCCCGUCAAAAAUGUAGGAAUCUGCUGUUUUUAUCUUAUUUUUACUUCUCUUUAUCCUAUCUUUUAUCAUUAGGCUUUAUGAUUUGUUUCGCAUUUUCUUCCAUAGAUGUCUACACUUUUA
Molecule: messenger RNA, 2663 nt
Organism: Cataglyphis hispanica
Lineage: Eukaryota; Metazoa; Arthropoda; Insecta; Hymenoptera; Formicidae
Product: facilitated trehalose transporter Tret1
Exons: 2
Coding region: 264-1769 (501 amino acids)
Biological process (GO): transmembrane transport; carbohydrate transport
Cellular component (GO): membrane
Molecular function (GO): sugar transmembrane transporter activity
Source: RefSeq, a predicted model, not a curated record